Messenger RNA from Dovyalis caffra, 2958 nucleotides. Lineage: Eukaryota; Viridiplantae; Streptophyta; Magnoliopsida; Malpighiales; Salicaceae. The record is from the annotation of a GenBank genome assembly.
AUGCCAAAAAUAAACCCCAUUUUUCUUUUUAUUCACUUCCUUCCCCUCUUGCUUUUCCUUCUCAGCCAUGCAACCUCCCAACUUCAUGAUCAGGAACAAGCCAUUCUACUAAGACUGAAACAACACUGGCAAAAUCCAUCGUCUCUCGACCCCUGGACCCCAUCAAAUUCCUCUCAUUGCACUUGGCCUGGAGUUGCCUGCACCAAUAACUCUAUCACUCAUCUCCUCCUUGAUAACAAGAACAUCUCUGGAACAAUCCCACCCUUUCUUUCCGACCUUAAGAAUCUCACGAUUCUUAACUUUUCCAAUAACAACGUGAUUGGAAAGUUCCCUACGGCUGUCUACAACUUGUCCAAGUUGGAGAUCUUAGACCUCUCUCAAAACUUUUUUGUUGGCGCUAUUCCUGAUGACAUUGACUGCUUGGCUCGCCUCUCUUACCUUAACCUUUAUGCAAACAACUUAUCUUGUAAUAUUCCAGCAUCCAUUGGGCGGUUACCAAAGCUAAGUACUCUUCAGCUUCAUGACAAUCAAUUUAAUGGCACUUUCCCGCCAGAAAUAGGCAACCUGUCCAAUCUUGAAGAGUUAUCUAUGGCUCACAAUGGCUUUUUGCCGUCAAGAUUGCAUACCAAUUUCACCCAGCUGAAGAAACUGAAGAAAUUGUGGAUUUCUGGAGCGAAUUUGAUUGGUGAGAUUCCGCAAAUGAUUGGACAAAUGGUGGCUUUGGAGCACUUGGAUUUAUCUUCUAAUGAACUAACUGGGAACAUCCCUGGCAGUUUGUUCAUGUUGAUGAAUUUGAGAGUUCUGUACCUUUACAAGAACAGAUUAUCGGGGGGAAUACCUCAGGUUGUUGAAGCUUUGAACUUGUCAGUCAUCGAUCUUUCAGAGAACAAUUUGACUGGGACACUACCUGCUAAUUUUGGGAAGCUUGACAAAUUAUCAUUUUUGAGUUUGUACUUCAAUCAGUUGUCUGGUGGAAUCCCAGAAAGCAUUGGUCGUCUUCCAGAAUUAAAUGACCUGCGCUUGUUCAGCAACAAUCUAUCUGGCGCACUCCCUCCAGAUCUUGGGCAAUACUCAACUCUUGAAAGCUUCCAGGUAGCAUCCAAUGGUCUUACGGGAAAGCUGCCUGAAUAUUUAUGCCAUGGAGGCAAGUUGAAAGGAGUGGUAGCUUUUGAUAAUAAGCUGAGCGGAGAGUUGCCAAAAUCACUUGAGAAUUGCAGUAGUUUGCUGACAGUUAAAAUUUCAAAUAAUUCAUUUUUUGGCAACAUUCCUGUUGGUUUAUGGACAGCUUUUAACUUGCAACUACUGAUGAUAAAUGAUAAUUGGUUCACUGGGGAGCUUCCUUACGAAGUGUCAAGUAAUCUUUCGCUGCUCCGGAUAAGUAACAACAGGUUUUCUGGUAAAAUUCCCAUCGCAGGGAAUUCUUGGAGUAAGCUGGAGGUUUUUGAAGCCAGCAAUAACCUAUUUACUGGCACUAUCCCUCAAGAAUUAACCGCUCUUCCUAAUUUGACGGUUCUUCUUCUUGAUAAGAACCAUCUCACUGGAGCACUUCCAUUAGACAUCAUCUCAUGGAAGUCACUAAAUACUCUAAACCUCAGUCAAAAUCAACUUUCUGGACGCAUUCCAGAGAACAUUGGUUUCCUACCUGGCCUUGUCAAACUGGAUUUAUCAGAUAAUCAAUUUUCUGGUAAAAUUCCACCACAACUUGGCUUGCUGAGGCUUACUUUUCUCAAUCUCUCUUCCAAUCAUCUAACGGGGCAAAUCCCCACUGAGUAUGAAAUUUCUGCUUAUGCCAAUAGCUUCUUGAACAAUCCUGAUCUUUGUGCUAGCAGCUCAUCCCUAUACCUUAAGGUUUGCAAUUCCAGACCCCAAAAAUCAGGCGACGCCUCAAACCAAUUCCUGGCCUUGAUAUUAAGUACUUUGAUGACGGCCUUUCUGUUUGCUUUGUUACUUUCAUUCAUCAUGAGCAAAGUUCACUGGAAGAGAAACGAUAGAUUGGAUUCAGAAUGGAAGUUCAUCAAAUUCCAUAAGUUGAAUUUUACGGAAUCAAACAUAUUGUCGGGAUUGACAGAAAGCAACCUGAUAGGAAGUGGUGGAUCUGGAAAAGUGUAUCGUGUAGCUGCAAAUGGCUCCAGUGUUGUUGCUGUGAAAAGAAUCAGGAAUAACAGAAAUUUAGACCAGAAGCUUGAAAAGGAGUUCCUAGCAGAAAUUGAAAUACUGGGUACAAUAAGGCAUUUGAACAUAGUGAAGUUGCUUUGUUGUAUUUCCAGUGAGAACUCGAAACUUCUGGUGUACGAGUAUCUAGAGAAUCAUAGUCUCGAUCAAUGGCUGCAUACAGAAAAAAACUCAAAAAGUUCAUCAGCUUCAGCUGAUCAUGUUAUUUUGGACUGGCCCAAGAGGCUGCAGAUUGCAGUGGGAGCUGCCCAGGAGUUCAACGCAAAAAUUGCUGAUUUUGGUUUAGCAAAGAUGUUAAUCAAGCAAGGUGAACUUGCUACUGUAUCAGCGGUGGCUGGUUCUCUGGGUUAUAUAGCUCCAGAGUACGCUCAAACAGUAAGAGUGAAUGAGAAGAGUGAUGUAUAUAGCUUUGGAGUUGUCCUUCUAGAACUAACGACAGGAAAAGCAGCCAACCAUGGUGAUGAGGAUACAUGCCUUGCCAAAUGGACAUGGCGUCACAUGCAAGAAGGAAAACCUAUAGUCGAUGCCUUCGAUGAGCAGAUAAAGGAACCUUGUUAUUUGGAAGAGAUGAGCAAUGUUUUCACACUGGGUGUUAUUUGUACCAGUAUAUCGCCUUCUGAAAGGCCGAAUAUGAAGGAGGUUUUGCAAAUCUUGCUUGGAAUGAGCCGCCGAUCGGUCCAUGGAGUGAAGAAUACGGGACAUGAGUAUGCUUCCACUCCUUUGCUUAAGAACUCAAAACGCGAGAGGUUGUACGAGAGUGACGCCAGUUUGGCAUCCAAUGUCUAA